AUGUCGUUUUUUCGCAAUCUUUUGAUCCUGUUUGCAGGAGUAGCUACUCACAUCUUUUACCUACAUGGUUCUGAACAUCAUAUGCACGGUAUACGUUAUCUGCAGCUUCUACUGCUCGUCCUCAUGACCUAUGUCUCGUUUACAACCUUGACCUACUCUCUCGACGUUGGCGCGAACUUGAAAGACGCUCUUGCACUUAUCUUCAUCUAUCUCGCUGGCCUCUACACUAGCCUUGUUACCUAUCGUCUGUUCUUCAGCCCCCUCCGUCAUUUCCCUGGCCCUCUGGGCUCUCGGAUCUCCAACUUGUACCUCUCCCUGCACCUUACCAGACUUAACGCCCACGAAAAGCUUCUCUCUUUGCACGAGACCUACGGUUCCUUCGUCCGCGUUGGUUCUUCCGAUCUCUCCAUUACACACCCAAAAGCUGUACAAGCAAUCUACGGACACCAGUCACAAUGUAGCAAGGCAGACUGGUAUGAUCUCACCCUUCCAAUGGUCUCCAUGCAAACAACGCGGAACCGCAGCCUGCAUGACCAAAGAAGACGAAUCUGGAGCCAGGCUUUUGGCGAAAAGUCAAUGCGCGGCUACGAGCGAAGAAUGAGUGUGUUUCAGGAACAACUCAUUGGAAAAAUCGAAACUGCAGUCUCCAAGGACAGCUCUACAAACGUGACUGAGCUGUUCAAUCUUUACACCUUCGAUGUUAUGGGAGAUCUGGCAUUCGGCGAGGGAUUCGAUAUGCUUAAGACUGAUCAGUUGCAUUGGGCAGUGCAAUUGGUGGGCGAGGCACUGACGCCAUUGGGACUGAUGUUGCCGACUUGGAUGUUUCGGGUAUUAGUGUCGAUACCAUUUGCAGCAAACGGAUGGUGGAGCUUUAUACGUUAUUGCUGUGAUAAGUUAGAUGAGAGAAUGACAAAGACGACAAUCACUUCGGAUAUCCUCUACACGUUGCUCAAACCCUAUAAUGGAUCUAAACCAUCUGGCGCAGAGCUAAAGGUGUUACAAGGCGACACGCAACUUAUUGUCGUCGCUGGAAGUGACACUACCGCAACAACUUUGGCAAGUCUUUUCUACGAGCUCGUCCAAAAUCCAAAACACAUUGAUUUAAUCCGACAAGAAAUCGCACCCCACAUGGGUCCCAAUGGUGACAUUGUGCACCAACCACUCCAAUAUCUUGAGCAUCUGAACGCAGUCAUCGAUGAGACGCUACGACUUCAUCCACCUGUUGGCACUGGCCUACAACGUAAGACGCCUCCUGGAGGUAUCGAGAUUGGCGGCACGUUCAUACCCGGCAACACUACCGUCUCGUGCCCACAAUACGUUAUUGGGAGAAGCGAAGCCAUCUACAAAAACGCCCACAAAUUCCUACCCGAACGCUGGUACAAAUCCUCCACCACCUCCGGCAAGGAAAAAGGUGCCUACGCACCCUUUUCCGCAGGACCUUACAAUUGCAUUGGUAAACCUCUCGCACUCAUGAAUCUGCGUACAACAGCCGCAAAACUACUCUACCGAUUCGACAUCUGCCUUGCGGAUGGCGACGACGGAACGGCGUUUGAACGGGACAUGAAGACGCAAUUCACCGCAGCCAUGGGACCUUUGAACUUGAAAUUCACUGAAAGGAAGGUUGGAGCUUAG
Messenger RNA from Bipolaris oryzae ATCC 44560, 1632 nucleotides. RefSeq lists its product as uncharacterized. The coding region runs from base 1 to 1632 and encodes 543 amino acids. The record is from RefSeq and is a predicted model, not a curated record. The transcript has 4 exons. Gene Ontology annotation, molecular function: monooxygenase activity; heme binding; iron ion binding. Lineage: Eukaryota; Fungi; Ascomycota; Dothideomycetes; Pleosporales; Pleosporaceae.